AUGUCGGAACCCAAACAAAAACGUAUUAAACUAUCACCACCCGACGGUCCAUUGACCCAACAAGAUGCUAUAUCUUUCCAGAAAGAGGCUCUGUUUCGAUGUCUACAUCAAUACAAGACAGAUCUUGCUGCGCUGACGCUAAGAUUCGAUACUUUGAAUGGACAAUUCAAUGAAGUCACCAAAAAAGUUUCAUCGUUAAUGUCUAUUAUUUCUAUUUGGAUCGAUUUUAUUAAGGUCUCUAUCUCAGAUUCAAACGAUAUAAGCUUCUUGGAAUCACUUGUUGAUGAAACUAUCAUUUUAGAAAAUUCGUCAACUUUUAUUUCAAUUUUGAAAAAAUAUACUCUUCCGAAUAAUACACAAAGAGAAGUUAUAGAUACUUUAUCUAAGGAAAUAUUAGAUCAAUUACAAAAGACUACUUCAUUAAAAGAUGAUUUGCUUAUACAGAAUAAAAAUUUAAAUGAUCAAUUGAUAAAUAUACAAUCGUUUUAUAAACAAGAGUUGAAAUCUAUUGAUCGUUCGAAUUCAUCCACUCUUAAAAGAGUAUAUCAAAAGGAAUUACAAAAAGAACCUGUCAAGGAACCUAUAGAAGAGCUAAAGGAGGAGAAAAGUACUUCACCACCUUCAGUGGAUCAAUCUCAACUGGAAGAAUUGAAUUUACAGAUAGAGGAAUUAAAAUUAACUAUCGAACAUCUACAAAAGGAUAAAGAACAGAACGAGUCACAGCUGGUAGAGUUACGUCAGCAAUUACUCGAUUCUGCUUCAUCUUCCAAAUCAACAACAAUAGAACCAUCUCCCACAUUGAUUGAAAAAAUUAAUUUUCUUACUUCUGAAAAUAAACAAUUAUCUCUUAUUAAUGAAGAAUUUUUGAAUAAAUUUCAAAAAUUGAAUAACGAAAAUGAAUUAUUUACUAAUAAAUUAAGAGAUGAAUUUAAAUCAGCCCAAGAUACUCUAUACAAACAUAAUUCAUCAUUGGAAAAAGAUCUUGUUAGGAUAAGAACCACAAGAGAUGAACUAUUGAGUAAGAUUGCCAUUUUAGAAACAGAAAGAACAACUUCAGAAUUAAUUCAAGAUGCACAAAGAGUAUUGGAACUUUUACAAUCUCAAUCUAAUCAGCCUAGUCAUGCAACUACUGGUGAUGAUGCAUUGAAAAAGGAAUUGCAAGAUUUAGAAGAAGCAUUUAAAGAAUUAUCAAAUUUAACUAAUAAAAAAUAUUCUCAUUUACUUAAUCAUGAAUCUAUAAUUACAAAAUUAAAUGUGGAAAAGACAAAAGCUGAUCAAAAAUAUUUCGCAGCUAUGAGAUCCAAAGAUUCUAUAUUAAUUGAAAAUAAAAAUCUUUCCAAAAGUUUAAAUAAAUCAAAUGAAUUAAUCAUUCAAUUAAAGGAUUCGGAUAGACUUUUACAACAAAAAUUUUCUAAUUUAAAUCAACAAUUGGAAACUUCUCAAAAUAAUGAAAAAAAAUUAAUGAUUUCUAAUAAGAAAAAUAAUUUGAAAUUAAUAGAUUUGGAAUCACAAUUGAAUAAAUUAAAUAAACGUCUAGAGAUUUUAAAGGAUGAAAAUUUGAAAUCAAUAAAGGAAUCUACACAUUUACAAUUAGAGUUACAAACUAAAGAUUUAGAAUCUAAAAAGGCCAAGACCAAAAUAAAUCAUUUACAAUCAAAAUUAGAAAGAUUAGAAAAGUCUCUUUAUUCUACGAAUGAUAAUUCUCCAAAUAAUCAAUUAAUUGAAGAAUUAAAUAAUUUCAGAAAUUUAGUUUAUUGUUCAUUAUGUUCAAAAAAUUGGAAAAAUAUGGCUAUCAAGACUUGUGGUCAUGUAUUUUGUGAUAAUUGUUGUAAAGGUCGUUUAGCUUCAAGAAUGAGAAAAUGUCCUACUUGUAAUAAAGCAUUUAGUUCAAAUGAUUUAUUACCAAUACAUCUUUGA
This is a messenger RNA of Henningerozyma blattae CBS 6284, 1917 nucleotides long. RefSeq names its product E3 ubiquitin-protein ligase BRE1 (gene BRE1). The record is from RefSeq and is a predicted model, not a curated record. Gene Ontology annotation, cellular component: nucleus; HULC complex. Gene Ontology annotation, molecular function: ubiquitin protein ligase activity; metal ion binding. The transcript has a single exon. NCBI's taxonomy places the organism in Eukaryota, Fungi, Ascomycota, Saccharomycetes, Saccharomycetales, Saccharomycetaceae. The coding region runs from base 1 to 1917 and encodes 638 amino acids.